ACUCAGAUAGGCACAACCGCUGUUGUACGGACACUGGAAGUGUCUCUGAAAAGUGAAAACCAUAUCAACAUAAAAAAAGAAAAGAACCUUUUUUUAUCAGUCACAAGAAGAAGCAGCCACCGCCAUUAUUGACCCAUCACGCAGCUCAAAGAGUUGGAUGGAACAUUGAUGUUUCUGAAGCUGCACAACAACAAUUGACCCUUGUUCAUUGAUGAUGUAACUGUAACUAACUUAGUUUGGAUUAGUUGUGUUGGACUUGGAUAGCACUGUAACUGAGCCAAUAAUGGGAAUCCAUCUUGCAUUGUUUCUUCUUUUGAGUGUUCUUCGCGUUACUUUAAGUCAAGAUAUUGCACAUGGUUCACUUCUGGUAGAUGGAGCUCAAGCAAAAGCCGAAACAGGUGAUAACUAUGUCUGUGCAACUAUUGAUUGGUGGCCUCAUGAUAAGUGUGACUACAACCAUUGUCCAUGGGGACAUUCUUCUGUUUCAAAUUUGGAUUUGACUCAUCCUUUCCUUGCCAAAGCUAUCCAAGCUUUCAAGCCUUUGAGGAUAAGACUUGGAGGUUCUUUGCAAGAUCAGGUGCUGUAUGAUAUAGGACUGCAAACUCCAUGUCAUCCAUUUCAAAAGAUGAGUGGUGGAUUGUUUGGAUUUUCGAAGGGAUGUUUACACAUGCAAAGGUGGGAUGAGCUGAAUCAGUUUUUCAAUAAGACAGGAGUCAUUGUGAUUUUUGGACUGAAUGCACUCCAUGGGAAGCACCAGAUUAGGCAUAAUGUUUGGGAAGGAGCUUGGGACCCUCAGAAUACUUACGAUUUUCUUAAGUACACUGUCUCGAAAGGAUACAAGAUUGAUUCGUGGGAACUUGGUAAUGAGUUGAGUGGUAAAGGCAUUGGUGCUAGUGUCGGUGUUGCGCAGUAUGGAAAAGACUUGAUAAAACUCAAACAAAUUAUUGAUGUAUUGUAUGAGAACUCCAAGUUCAAACCUUCACUCGUAGCACCGGGUGGAUUUUAUGAAAAGCAGUGGUAUGACAAGCUUCUUCAAGUUUCAGGUUCUGGCAUAAUCAAUGUUGUGACUCAUCACUUGUAUAAUUUGGGGCCAGGUAGCGACCAGCAUCUCGAAAGGAAAAUUCUGGAUCCUAUACGCUUGAGCAGGGUAGAAUAUAUUUUCCGCAAUCUUACAGAAACCAUUCAAGAACAUGGUCCUUGGUCUUCUGCAUGGGUAGGAGAAGCUGGCGGUGCAUACAACAGCGGCAGUCCUUCUGUUUCCAACUCAUUCUUGAACAGCUUUUGGUACUUGGAUCAACUUGGAAUGGCUUCCACCUACAACACUAAAGUUUAUUGCCGGCAGACUUUAAUCGGAGGGAAUUAUGGCCUUAUCAAUGUUACCACUUUCACUCCCAACCCUGACUAUUACAGUGCACUAUUGUGGCAUCGGCUAAUGGGAAAGAGGGUUCUUGCAGUUUCAAGUGAUGUUUCUUCCCCAUUUUUGCGCACUUAUGCUCAUUGUUCAAAAGACAGAGAGGGUGUAACACUACUACUUAUCAACUUAAGUAAUCAGACUCGUUUCAUACUCAACAUUCGGAACCCUGUGACCGCAAGUGUUGAAGAGAAUAACACGGCCAAAACCACCCAGAAAGACGACGACUCAUUCAUUGCUCGCCUCAAGAGGGCGUUCUCUUGGGUCGGAACGAAAGGAUCAGAUGUGACAUUCAGAGAGGAGUACCACUUAACUCCAAAAGAUGGUUACCUUCGAAGCCAAACCAUGGUGCUGAAUGGUGUUCCAUUGAAGCUAACAAACGAGGGAGAUAUACCAACAUUGGAGCCAGUUAAAAGCAAUGUGCAUUCUCCAAUAUAUAUUUCUCCUUUGUCUAUUGCAUUUAUUGUAUACCCCAACUUUGAUGCCCCAGCUUGUUCUAGGCACCGAAAACUUUAAAAGGAUGUGUGGUUAGAAGAAUGUUUUUAUAUCAGAAUUGUUUUACAAUAUAAGAUUUCAGCAAUUUGAAAAUCUUUUACAAACCACACGUCUUCUAAAGUUUUAUCUAUUGAAUGUUGUACACUACACACUAGGACCAUGGAAUUGCAUAUCUCAUGAUAAUUGUAAGUAAUGAGCAUUAUUAUAGCUUUUGCAAUAACAUAAUAUUUGAAGAAACAUAUAAGUUGUAUAAUGAACUUGUGAAUAAAAUUGCUGGUUUCAAUUA
Arachis ipaensis is the source of this 2192-nucleotide messenger RNA. RefSeq names its product heparanase-like protein 1. Gene Ontology annotation, molecular function: beta-glucuronidase activity. NCBI's taxonomy places the organism in Eukaryota, Viridiplantae, Streptophyta, Magnoliopsida, Fabales, Fabaceae. The record is from RefSeq and is a predicted model, not a curated record. Gene Ontology annotation, cellular component: plant-type cell wall; membrane.